UCUUUAUUGACAAAUCAAAACUAGUUAUUCUUGAAAAAAUGGCUUUGGCUAACGCACAAACAAUUCUGUUUUUCGUAGUGUUUUCUUUCAUGUUUGUCCUUAGUAUGGCCAACUUUAACUACACUUGGGCCGGAGGAAAGUGGAACAAAACCAAUUGCCCCUAUGGUAAUAAUCACCCAAAUGCUACUCAAACCUCAAAUAAAUUCAACGUUGGUGGUUUCGAAAAUUGGCAUUAUGGUUUCGAUUACAUGGAUUGGGCUCGCAAGAAUGGCCCUUUCUUUGUUAAUGACACAUUAGUUUUCAAGUAUGAUCCACCAAAUCCAAACGGUGGAUUUCCACACAGUGUAUACUUAUUACCAAACUACUGGAGCUUCAUCAAGUGUGACUUUAGAAGAGCUAAGAGAAUAGCAAAUCCGAACCAGGGUGCAGGAGAAGGAUUCGAGUUUGUGUUGAAGAAAAUGCAGCCUUACUAUUUUGCUUGUGGAGAGCAUGGGGGAAUCCAUUGCAACAAUGGUACCAUGAAGUUUGUUGUCAUGCCACUCAAACGUUGGCCUUUCUGAUUAGAUAAGAUGUUUGAUACUUUUAAGGCAUGAUUUAGGUUUUGUGUUUGGAACAAAUAACGAGUGUUAUACUUAGUUGAUUUUGGAAUUUCAUUUUUAAUUAUUUGUGAUAGGAGUUGUGAUUGAAAAAAAAGAUUAAAUAAAUUAGUUUCUCUUCUCUCUCUGUACAUACCCCCACCCCCACCCCCAAUUGGGAGGCA
Molecule: messenger RNA, 760 nt
Organism: Solanum dulcamara
Lineage: Eukaryota; Viridiplantae; Streptophyta; Magnoliopsida; Solanales; Solanaceae
Exons: 2
Coding region: 39-560 (173 amino acids)
Molecular function (GO): electron transfer activity
Source: RefSeq, a predicted model, not a curated record